GUUGGUCCGCGUGGGAGCGCAGGGCACACGGUGCGGCGGCACUGCCUCUUCGCCGCGUCAAACAGCCCUCUUCUAAUCGGACGGGCGACAGAAACGACAAGUCGACCCACCGCAUGCGUUCGCUGUUUGACCCGAACAGAUGACUGGAGCCACCGGGGCGAAGAGGGGACUGUUUCAGAGGGGCUCGUCCAUUGGUGAGGCCAUUAACAUUACUCCCUCCUUCUCCUCCGACUGAGAGCUGGAAGCGUGUAGCGGUUCAUCUGCACUACAGCAGAUUAUUGAGCAGCACAGAGAGACUGUACGGGCUAAUGGGAUUGACAAACUAACAUUAGCGCUACCGGGCUUUUCUGAGAGUAUGGUGCUCUUCAUUUUUGGCCGAGUUAUCGUGGAUAUGAAUCAUGUCUGAGCCCGAGGGGUGACCAUCCAUCCUGAGCUGAGUUGCGUCCUGUGAACUGCAACAACACCAAAGCUUGUGUUGAGAGCCUUAUUCUGACUCACGUUCAAGAUGGUGAGUCACGCCCUUUCUCUCCCGGAUCAUCUCAGUGAAUAGCCGGCCGCACAGAGCUGAAAGGAUCUCAGCUCAGCUGGUAAAUAAAACCCUCUUCCCUCCGCACAGUGUGGGAGAAAGUGCCACUGCGGUGCUGGUAUGGCAUCUCUGUAGGCUGAUAACUGAAGUGAAAGCAGCGUUUGAGCGAUCAUCUUUCACCUGGAGCCACUCACCUUUCAGGACGUGGCCCCAGAGCCGGCUGUCAGGGCAGGACCGUCAGUGGGAGUGGAGAGAGAUUCUCACAAUCAGCAGAGCAGCACAGAUGCAGGCAGCCUUCCUUAUGAGACUGGAGAUUUAUCCACAAGGGAAAAGACAUGUUAUUUUUUGGGUGACCUUCAUACAGGAUUAAGACUUUUUCAUUGACUUUUAUCUUUGCUUUAGCUGGUGCCCAGUGGGGCUGUGUGUGGUGUUGACUCUUCAUCUUUAUGAUUUUUCAUCGCUGGGCGAGUGUGUCUGAGUGGCUGGGAGAGCCAGCAUGGCCAAGCCUCUGCUGAAGAUACAGCGCUACUUCCGCAGGAAACCUGUGCGAUUCUUCUCCCUCAUCCUCCUCUACCUGACCGCCGGGAGCCUCGUUUUUUUGCACGCUGGCUUCGUCGGGGACAACGGCCCCGGAGCCCGAGGUGGCCGAGACUCUCUUAUAGCUUCGGAGAUGGGCAGCUGGGCUUCAUCGGACACUCGGGGACUUGGCCUCAUGAGUAGGGUGUUUAAGGAAAAACGGAGAAGUGGACGGAGGUUUGGUCCCCCUUGGAUGAAGAAAACUAGACAGGAGGGCCAGGGGAUGGUGGGCAGGGGGCGAGACUACACCAGCAACUGGAAACGCGCGCUGAAAGGACGCAAUGCCAAAGACCUGGAUGAUGGAAGAGCAAAGUACAUCGGCUGCUACAUUGAUGACACUCAGAAAAGAGCUCUGAGAGGAGUUUCCUUUUUCGACUACAAAAAAAUGACUGUAUUUCGUUGCCAGGACAACUGUGCAGAAAGGGGAUAUAUGUAUGCAGGCCUGGAGUUUGGCGCAGAGUGCUAUUGUGGUCAUAAGAUCCAGGCGCCCAAUGUUUCAGAAAGCGAAUGCAACAUGGAGUGCAAAGGAGAGAAGAGCAACGUGUGCGGAGGGCCCAACAGACUGUCCAUCUAUAGGCUGGAGCUGAGUCAGGAGUCAGCGCGCCGCUAUGGCAGUGCCAUUUUCAAAGGGUGUUUCCACCGGCCAGACAAUGUCACACUGGCUCUCCCCUUCAGCGCGGUCAUCCAGAACAUGUCUGUGGAUAAGUGCGUGGACAUGUGCACAGAAAGGGAGAAAUCGCUGGCUGUGCUCGCUGGAGAUCGAUGCUACUGCGGAUUCCCAACGCCCCUCUUCUCCCUGCAUGAGCUGGAGGACGAGGGCAUGUGUCUCAAUCGGUGCCAAGCGGAAGAGUUUGAAAGCUGUGGAAACGACAAGUACUUUGUCGUCUACCAGACACAGGUUCAAGAUAAUCGGUGCAUGGACCGGCACUUCCUUCCCACUCGUGCUAAGCAGCUGGUGGCCCUCGCCAGUUUCCCUGGAGCUGGCAACACUUGGGCUCGCCACCUUAUAGAGCUCGCCACUGGCUUCUACACUGGCAGCUAUUACUUUGAUGGCUCCCUGUACAAUAAAGGAUUUAAAGGGGAGCGCGACCACUGGCGGAGUGGGAGGACAAUAUGCAUUAAGACACAUGAGAGCGGCAGGAAAGAAAUCGAAGCCUUCGACUCCAGCAUCCUCAUGAUACGAAACCCCUACAAAGCCUUGAUGGCAGAAUUUAACCGGAAAUAUGGCGGACAUAUUGGAUUUGCUUCCCAGGCCCACUGGAGAGGGAAAGAGUGGCCCGAGUUUGUCAAGAACUAUGCCCCUUGGUGGGCGUCCCACACGCUGGACUGGCUGCAUUAUGGGAGGAACGUCCAGGUGGUUCACUUUGAGGAUCUGAAGAGGGACCUGUUCUCCAAGCUCAAAGGAAUGGUCGAGUUUCUGGGUUUGAAGGUUUCUGAGGAUCGCCUGCUCUGCGUCGAGGGCCAGAAGGACGGGAACUUCAAGCGGUCGGGGCUACGUAAGCUCGAGUACGACCCGUAUACUCCUGAAAUGCGUUCAAACAUCAAUGAACUGAUCAGAACAGUAGAUGCUGCUUUGAAGAAAAGAAACAUGUCUGGGGUUCCAGAGGAAUAUAUGCCAAGAUGAUAAAUGUGAAGACCUCUGUUUACCUUUAAAUUUUGUUAGUUUUCCUUUUUAUUUCUGCACAUCUUGUAGAAUUUCAUGACAUCAAUAGAUUUUUUAUUGUGUUAGAUGUCUGUUAAGUCAUCUAGGCGGACACCUAUUUCGUUUUUUCAGUCAUCUUUUUCUUUUUUAAACUAAACUAGAUCAGCUUCAUGCAUUCAUAGAGUAGACGUGACAGUUUUAACGGGCGAGGUUUGUGUUUCUCUCAUUUGCUGAAUGAAAAGCACUCCUUAUCCUGCUCUAUGCACAUGUGCUGUGUAGGCAUGUGCACAUGCCUUAACACAAAGGAGCUACAGUAGCUGUGACUACAGAGGGGCUCAUCUGACUGUGCUGACAAAAGAUACGAUACAACACUGCAAAGUGUGUUCAAUGAGCUUAUUUUGUGCAAAAGAAAAGUCAAAACAUUAAUUUUCCUGCUGCUAUUACAGUUACAGAACUAUUUUAUAUAAGAAGCUCACUGAAAGCUGUAUCUCUUUGUUAGGGGGGAAAAUGCAAUAUGCAGGGUAUAACUACCUGAUGAUGAUGAUACUGUGUGUUUCCAAGAUUUUGUAAGGUGUUUAAUUCACUGUAUGUACGAGAAAUCAGAAGGUUAUUCAAGAAGCUGAGUUAUCCCUUUCGAAGAGACUGACUGAGGAGAGAAGAGGAUUAAUGUCUUCGGCAUUUAUUUAUCUCCCGUGAGCAGCGCACACGUUGAUUCAUUUGGCUGUGAAUAUGUUUUCUUAACACUGGACUCGAUGCAGAAAUCCAAAAAGCACUUCGGUGUGCAACACCUUCCCCAAAGAUCACUGAGGAAUUAGGCAUUACACUCGUGUAAUAGACUGGAGUUUACCUUAGAAGUAGUGACUGUUGUAGAGGUUUAUUUAUGAGAGCUAAUCACACUGAAUGUGAAAAUUGUCUUUUUUCCUUUUUUUUUACUGCUUUGUUGUAAGAAAAGCUUUGAAACAGUUAAAGCUCAUAAUCAUUUUCCUAUUCCUUGUUGAAAAAAGAAAAUCUCCAGCAAACCUUUGUGCAGCACGUCUUAAAACGGUACUCCAUCUCCUCUGCCGCUUAAACACGAACAAAUAUACAGAUUGAUAAAUCCAGGAAUAGUAAAAAAAA
Oreochromis aureus is the source of this 3860-nucleotide messenger RNA. It is a transcript of the gene wscd2, whose product is annotated as WSC domain containing 2. Lineage: Eukaryota; Metazoa; Chordata; Actinopteri; Cichliformes; Cichlidae. Gene Ontology annotation, molecular function: sulfotransferase activity. The coding region runs from base 1023 to 2726 and encodes 567 amino acids. The record is from RefSeq and is a predicted model, not a curated record. The transcript has 9 exons.